UGCGUAAGAUUAGGGCUCAUCGUUUCUGUGUGUGCUUCUCUCUAUCUCUUAGAAUCGUCACAUCCCUCGAAGUACAUCGUUAAUGGCGGUUCUCGGACUCUAGCAAGCUUUCAUCAAUCAUUCUCCAUUCUUUAUCAAUCCUUCACUUGGUAAAGCAAAAUCUCAAAGGCUAUGUCAGGUCUUCUUAAUGGUUCACGUUUCUAGAUUCAUCUCUUUCUAUCUCUCUCCGGUGUGCAGGAAUCUCUUGGAUCUUAGAUUCGGUUUUGAUUUCGGCGUUUGCGGUUCUGAUUUGGGUGCGGCGUGACGUUGAUUCAAAUCUAAGGAAGUCGAUUUGGGAUUAGGUUAGGUUGUGUUAUGGAGGCGAAGGUUCCUCGACCAAGGGGGAGACCGAGGAAACGCCAGAAACUAGAGGUUGAUAAUCGAACGCCUAAUGCGAAAUUGAACAAUCGAGGGAAGAAGCAGGUUUUGGAAGUGGAGCCGGCUGUGCCGAUAUCUCUUCUGGGUCGUUAUGUGCUGAAAGAUUUCGGUAAAGAUGGAGCUUUUCUAGGGAAGAUAGUGUCUUACGAGACUGGUUUAUACAGAGUGGAAUACGAAGAUGGUGAUUUUGAGGAUAUGGAAAGUGGUGAUCUUCGUCCUUUUCUUAUUGAGGAUAGUAGUUUGGAAGAUGAGCUAUGCCUUCGAAGGAGUAAGCUAGAUAAACUCAUUGUGAAGAAGGAGGUGAAAAAGAAAAAAAAUCACCCGGAGAACAAAGGGGCCGGGCUACCAUAUCAUGUGAAUGGAGUCAAGGCAACUUCCGAGGCAGAAUGUGAAGAUGGUGAUUCAGAAUCCUCUGAUUGUGAAGACAAGAGAGGUUCAGUUUUUGAAAAUGAUGCUCCUGUUCUUCUGCCUGUUGAUUUACCACCUUCAUCAGGAACAGUUGGUAUCCCAGAGGAUGCUGUGGUACAUCUCUUUUCUGUAUACGGGUUCUUAAGGUCGUUCAGUUUUCAGCUGUAUAUCUGCCCAUUUGAACUGGAUGAUUUUGUGGGAGCGUUGAAAUUCUCAGGACCAAAUUCUUUGUUGGAUUCUGUUCAUGUCGCCUUGAUGCGGGCAUUGAAGGGUCAUCUUGAGAGGCUCUCCGCAGACGAGUCUGACCUGGCUUCAAAAUGCUUGAAGUGCAUUGAUUGGAGCUUGCUCGAUGUGCUAACUUGGCCUGUUUAUUUGGUUCAAUACUUAACUGCAAUGGCGCAUGCAAGUGGGCCUCAGUGGAAUUGGUUUUACAAAUUUGUCCUGGAAAUGGAGUAUUAUUCUUUACCCGUUGGGAUGAAAUUGAAGAUCCUGCAAAUUCUUUGUGAUGACAUCUUUGAUGUGGUAGAUCUAAGAAGCGAAAUAGAUGCCCGUGAAGAAUCUGAAAUUGGAUUUGAUCCUGACAGAAUUGCCACCAAUCUUCCUGAAAGCAGACCAAGACGGGUCCACCCCAGAUUCUCUAAAACCUCAGCUUGCAUGGAGAAAGGGGCAAUAGAUAUGGUCCCAAUAAAGCAUGGGAUAAGCUCAGCAAACGCGUCUAAAAAUUUAGGUUCAAAUGAAGUUAACUCAGAUAUGGAUGAAAACAGCGAUGAAUGUAGGAUUUGUGGAAUGGAUGGGACUUUGCUUUGUUGUGAUGGAUGUCCUUUAGCAUAUCACUCAAGAUGCAUUGGUGUGGUGAAAAUGUAUAUACCAGACGGGCCAUGGUUUUGUCCAGAGUGCUCUAUCAACAAAAAGGGGCCGAAGAUUGCUCAUGGAACCUCACUUAGAGGAGCUGUACAGUUUGGAAUGGAUCCUCAUGGGCGGCUCUUCUUGGGUACUUGCAAUCACUUGCUGGUGCUUAACGUAUCUGUCAAUGGAGAUACAGCUGUAAAGUACUACUGCGUCAAUGACUUAUCAAAAGUUGUACGAGUGCUUUUAUCAGCAUCAAGCCAUGCGCUAGAAUAUCUGGAUAUUUGCAAAGCGAUCGCCCAAUACUGGGAACUUCCGGAAGGUAUUAUUUUCUCUUUGAGAGAAAGAGAUAUUGGUUUAGAUGAGGCAAAGGAUAAAGUGGACGCCAAGGUCACAGAGAUCAAGUCCGAUGGUGCAAAUAUUUCCAGUAGAAACGACGUCCAAACUGUGUUUGACCUACCGACAUCUGCUUUGAGUAAUACUCGAAAUGGUGUUAUAGAAGGUUUAAGUGGAAUGCAUGAGAAGAAAUUGGCUGCUGGUGUUACAUACUCCGGCUUGUUAUUUAAACCCCAAGCGUACAAUAAUCAUUACACAAACGGGGAGUUGGCUGUAUCGGCUGCUGCCACUUUGGCUGAUCUAACAUCAGAGGAAGCCCAUGAACCUGAUCUUCGCAAGUACAGUACUGCCAAGAAAGCUGCAUCAAAUAACAUCUUAGUGCAGAUGAAAGCAUUUUCAUUAGUAGCUUCACGUUUCUUCUGGCCAAGUCCUGAUAAAAAGGAAAUUACCAGAGAGAGGUGUGGUUGGUGUCAUUCUUGCAAACUCACAUCUGCAAGCAAGAGAGGAUGCAUGUUAAAUGCAGCUGUAUCGGGUGCCACUAAGGGUGCUAUGAAGAUCUUCAGUGGACUUUUUCCUCUAAGGAAUGGGGAUGGAGUGCUUUCAAGUAUUGCAGCAUAUGCUCUAUAUCUAGAGGAAAGCUUGCGUGGUCUGACUGCCGGCCCAUUUCUCAGUGAAACUCUCAGAAAACAGUGGCGUAAGCAGGUAGAGGAAGCCUCAACAUGCAAAGCCGUAAAAGCACUCCUACUUGAACUUGAGGAAAAUAUUUGCAGUAUUGCUCUGUCAACCGAUUGGUUUAAACUGAUGGACGAUUGGUUAUUAGAACUCUCUAUGUUCCCAAGUGCCCCGCUUACUGUUGUGGUUGCACAGAAACGUGGACCUGGUAGGAGGAGGCAAAGGAACCUCGCUGAAGUUACAGCUGAAGGUUCUGAAGAUGAUAGCUUUACUUGGUGGAGAGGAGGGAAGUUAUCAAAAGUUAUACUUUCGAAAGCAGUUUUGUCACAGUCAGCAAUAAGGAAAGCAGCUUGUCAAGGCGGUUCUAAAAAGAUAUCUGGAUUUAGUUAUGGUGAUGCUUCUUACAUCCCUAAGAGAAUUAGACGGUCUAUUUGGAAAGCUGCAGUUGAAAGUAGCAAGAACAUAUCUCAGCUUGCUCUUCAGGUAAGGUAUCUGGAUAUGAGUAUAAGGUGGAGUGAACUUGUACGGCCAGAGCAAAAUCUCCAGGAUGUCAAAGGCCUAGAGACAGAUGCCAACGUUUUUAGAAAUGCUCGAAUAUGUGACAAAAAGAUUAGUGAUACCAAGGUUAGCUACGGAGUUUUCUUUGGAAAUCAAAAGCAUCUGCCAUCACGAGUCAUGAAGAACAUAAUCGAGGUCGAGAAAACCCAAGAUGGAAAUGAAAAGUAUUGGUUUCAGGAAGCACGUGUUCCCUUAUACCUGAUCAAAGAAUUUGAAGAGAGCUUGCAUAGAGUACCAAUGCCACCAACCAAGAAGCCAUCAAAUAAAUUAUCGAAGCUGCAGAAAAAGCAGCUGAAAGCUUCCCGCACUGACUUAUUUUCAUAUAUAGCCUCAAGGAGGGACAACAUGGAGAAGUGUUCUUGUGCGUCAUGUUAUCAUGAUGUUCUGUUGCGGGAUACAACAACAUGCAGUUCCUGCCAAGGAUUUUGUCACAAUGAGUGCACUUGGAAAUCGCAACACACAAAUGGAAAAGUUGAAGUUGUAGUCACCUGCAAAAAGUGCCAUCUUGCAAAAACUCGUCUUCCAACAAAUAUCAAUCACAGACAACCGACAACACCCCAGCUCACGAUCACCGGACGACAUCAAAGUAUAGUCACUCCAGUCAUUAAGAUUAAGCCUCCUAGUCAACAGUUAUCAUCCCAGAAAACACAGGAGAAGCCUUCUGGAAUCAAACAAGUCGCUCCUGCUUCCGCUGUUGCAUCCAAUAGUAAACCGAAGACAUUGUCCUGUGGAAUCAUGUGGAGGAAAAAGAACUUGGAGGACACAGGCGUUGAUUUCAGGAAACAAAACAUUCUCUUGGCUGGAAGAUCAGAUAAACCCAGUCUGGAACCGGUUUGUGGGCUCUGCCAGAAGCCGUACAAUCCUGGGUUGACGUAUAUUCACUGUACAAAAUGCGAAAAGUGGUUCCACACUGAAGCUGUUAAGCUGGAGGAGUCACAAAUUCCUGAAGUGGUUGGGUUCAAGUGUUGCAAAUGUCGUCGUAUACGACAACCUGAAUGCCCUUACAUCGAUCCAAAACUCAGAGAACAGAAGGAGAUCAAAAGAUUAGUCUUCAAGAACCAGAAACAAAGGCAAGGAAACUCCGGUUUGGAUUCUGAUUCGGAAAGAAUGUCAGAACAACAAGACUCGAAACCUUCUACUCCUAUGCCUGCUACUCCUAUGUUUCCACCUAUGGACGCUUUUUUCCCCGAGGAUGAUCCGCUUCUGGUAUCAGUUUCCAAAGUUGAACAAAUCACACCAACUAAUUACGAUCUUGAGUGGAACACGGGUGCUUCUGCACCUGGACCUGGGCCUCAGAAGCUACCAGUGAGAAGACAAGCGAAACGGGAGGACUGUAAUGCCGAGCCACAGCCUAUGGCGAAACCCGAAGAAGCCGAGCAAGCUUUGCCUGUUGUCUCGGACUGGGAUGCGUCUGGCGAGCUACUAUUCGACUACGAGGACAUGGAAUUUGAACCUCAGACCUAUUUCUCAUUGACCGAGUUGCUAACAGCCGAUGAUAGCAAUGGUCAGGGUGAGAUCAAUGGAGAUAAGGAUGUUCCAGUAAUUAACCCUCAAGGAGAAACAACAGAAGAAGAAUAUGAAGAGAUGGGGCCAUGUCAGAGAUGUUUGCAGAUUGAGCCAGUGCCUGAUCUGUUCUGCACGGUCUGUGGAUUGUUAAUACAUUCUCACUGCUCUCCAUGGGAGGAACCAUUGUCCUUCCCCGGAACUAGCUGGAGCUGUGGUCAGUGCCGUGAGUGGCAGUAGCAGUUGCUGGACUCUGGCUUUGUGGGGAUCUCUUCCGCCAAAUGGACUUGCGAAAUUCUUUGUUUUUCCUUGACACAAUGAUUCGUUUCCUCAGUUGGCUUAUUAUGGCGGAUGAGCUUGUAAUUUCUUUAUGGGUUUUUCGUGGUAUAUAUAAUGGAUACGUGUUUUCUUCA
Brassica napus (rape) is the source of this 5153-nucleotide messenger RNA. RefSeq names its product DDT domain-containing protein PTM. Lineage: Eukaryota; Viridiplantae; Streptophyta; Magnoliopsida; Brassicales; Brassicaceae. The record is from RefSeq and is a predicted model, not a curated record. The transcript has 9 exons. Bases 355 to 4980 code for a protein of 1541 amino acids.